AUGGUGGUAUUAGCUGUCUCUAUUACUACCCGUAAGGGUAAGCCUCUUUUGUCUCGUCAAUUCAGAGACAUCACAAAGGAUCGUGUUAUGGAAUUGUUGUCCAAUUUCCAAACUCUAGUAGCCAAUUCAUCUAAACAGCACACAUUUGUUGAAGAUGAGCAUGUGAGAUAUGUUUACAAACCAUUUGAUGACUACUACAUCAUUUUAUUGACCAACCUACACUCUAAUAUAAUCCAGGAUAUGAACACGUUGAAUACAUUUGUUCAAACGGUCGACUCUACUUUGAAGGGUUUAAGCGAGGAAGAUAUAUUCCACAGCGCUUUUGACAUUCUAAAUUCGUUUGAUGAAAUCAUCACAAUGGGCUACAAGGAGAACUUGUCAUUGACCCAAAUAAAGACCUUUUUAGCAAUGGAAUCACACGAAGAAAGAAUCCAGGAGAUCAUUGAACGUAAUAAAGAAUUCGAAGCUGCUGAGGAAAGAAAGCGUCGUGCUAAGGAAAUCUCAAGAAAGGAACAAGCCAGAAAACUGGGUAUUCCAGAUACCCAAGAGUUCACUGGUAUUCAUGGUGGUGUUAUGAACAAAGCUUACGAUAGUUACUACAGCCAUGCCUCUUCUGCUGCCCAACAAUCAUACAUGCACACACAAUCAAACCAGGGAUCUCAAUCUGCCCAAAACCAAGGUGCUGCACCUCAAAUGAUGCAACAACCAACCUACGGCAGCGGCUCUCGUGAGCCACUUGGUGGUAAGGGUCUACAACUAAAUGGUCCAAGAAGAGGUGGUGUUGAAAGACCAGCCAAGUCAUUUGAAAGACAAUCUCUACCGGUGCAGGCUUCUUUGGAGCCUGAAGAAGAAAAGCCAACGAACAAUGGUAUUUUGAUUAGUGUUAAAGAAACCAUAAACGCUGAGAUCUCCCGUGACGGUGCAAUUCUGGGAUCAGAAUUAAAGGGUGUCCUAGAAUUAAGAGUCAAUAACCCAGAUUUGGCGCAUGCUAAGCUCUGUUUAGGAGAUGACGUCAACGUCAAAGAUAAGACUUAUCAGUUCAAAACCCAUCCAAACGUGGACAAAGCAGGCUUCUUAAACAACAGAAUGAUUGGGCUAAAGGACCCUAACAAGCCAUUCCCAUCUAACGAUCAAAGUCUAGGGGUUCUCAGAUGGCGUAAGGUCAAGGGUGCGGAUGAACACGAUCUAAUUCCAUUAGAGGUAUCUACAUGGCUAUCUCCAUCCGAUGAAUCACAAGGAUCUAUGGAUGUCACUUUUGAAUAUGAAGUCAAUAGCGAUUAUGAAGGUACCAUAGAUGAACUACGUUUCUUGAUUCCUGUAUUCACCGAAAGUGUAUUCAUCAAAGAUGAUUCUAAUGAGGUGAAUGCAAAGAUCGAAGCUAUCGACGAAUCCCAAGGUGUUAUUAUCAAGGUAGAUCCAAUCUCAUCAGGUGAAUCAGGCGUAUUCAGUAUUACUAUCGAAGCUGCUUAUGAAGACGCACUCUUCCCAAUUAACAUUGCUUUGAAGAACAGCAAUGCUCUCCCAUUAUCAAAACUAAAUAUCGCUUCUGUGAUUUCCGCUGUAGAAGAAACAGAGUUACCUUUCGAUACGAUUUCUACUUUGAAGAGCGAACAAUACGUAGUCGUAUAG
Molecule: messenger RNA, 1629 nt
Organism: Kluyveromyces marxianus DMKU3-1042
Lineage: Eukaryota; Fungi; Ascomycota; Saccharomycetes; Saccharomycetales; Saccharomycetaceae
Gene: RET2
Product: coatomer subunit delta
Exons: 1
Coding region: 1-1629 (542 amino acids)
Biological process (GO): Golgi localization; endoplasmic reticulum to Golgi vesicle-mediated transport; retrograde vesicle-mediated transport, Golgi to endoplasmic reticulum
Cellular component (GO): cytosol; COPI vesicle coat
Source: RefSeq, a predicted model, not a curated record